Molecule: messenger RNA, 3966 nt
Organism: Westerdykella ornata
Lineage: Eukaryota; Fungi; Ascomycota; Dothideomycetes; Pleosporales; Sporormiaceae
Exons: 3
Coding region: 1-3966 (1321 amino acids)
Source: RefSeq, a predicted model, not a curated record
AUGCCGAGCUUUGGAAGAAGCCGGUCUAGCUACGAUGUCGCCGCCAAGGAGCAGAAGCAGAUCCUCGCAGACAUCAGCGCGGGCUCUCAAAAGUUUGGCAGAAAGCUCCUUGCCAAACCUUCCAGUCACAAGCGCGGCAAGAGCUCCGAGACCAUCACCCCAGUGACCGUCCUCACUCCCGAACAAGACCAGAAGGACGAACGACGAGGCCGCCUGUCGACUUCUUCAUCCCGCCCUAAGCUGCUGCCCAAACGUACCAGCAGUAUGCGGAGAGCUUACAACUACUUCUUCGGGUCCCCCGAGGCCCCGCCUUCACCCACCACUGCCCCUGUCUCUACCGCGAAGCCUGAAAAUGGAGUCGCGGGUCCUGACACCCCGCCCGAGACGCCUGCUGCUCGCGACCGACCUAUGUCGUUUGAAGCCGACCGCACCUCCGACAAAGCCCCCUCCAUAAAGGAAACCGACACUCCCCAAGUCAAGGUCGAAAAGCUCCUCCUCAAGCUCUCCAAAGCCGAAGCCGAGCGCGACGAAGCCAACCGCGUCGUCGCCAAGCAAGACGAAACCAUCACCGGCAUCCAGGAGGAGUACCGCGAGAAGGAGCGUGAAUUCCACGAGCGCGAGGCCACCCUCAAGCAGGACAAGGCCGCUCUCGAGGAGCACAUGGUCAGCGUCGUGGUGCAGCAGGUGCACGAGGCAAAAGCCAAGGAAAGGUCCAUCGUGCGCGAGCAGUGUGAGCAGGAGUUUCACGGCAAGUUGGCCGAGGCAACCCAGAGGUACGAGGCGAGGAUGAAGGAAGUAGAAGGGGAGAUUGAGCAGUACAAAGCUACGAUUAGUGAGCUGCAGAAGGAAAUCGAGGCGCUCAAGGCUGAGAAGGAGGGUCUGGUGCCCAAGGCCGAGCUGGCUGACAAGGAAAAAUCUAUUGCCGCUCUCACCGAGGAGAAGGAUGCUGCCGAGAAGGCUUUGAGCGAGGCCAAAGCUGAGCUGGAAUCCCUACGCGAAGCUAGCGCCAAGCUCGACGCCGCACAGUCGGAGUUGGCCGACAAGACUAGCCAGGUCGAGCAGCUCACUUCGGAGAAGACGGCCAUCCAGGACGAGCUGUCCUCCCUUCAGAAGCAGCUCGAUGAAGAGAAGGCUAGCAGCGCUGGGGCUUCCGAUAAGCUUGCUCAGCUGACUGAGAGCUCCAAGACCGAGAGCGAACGCCUUGCCGCAAGAAUAUCCGAGCUUGAAUCGUCAUUGGAAGCCAAGGAGAAGGAGGUCUCCGACGCAAAGACUGAGGCCGACUCUCUGAGGACAAAGGUCUCUUCGCUGGAAAGCGAGCUCGAGAGUUCCCAGGACGAGCUCAACAACGCUACUGUUGCGGCCGCUAGCGUCGAGAAGAAAGUAGUCGAACUUGAGAAGAAGCUGGAGACCCAGGAGAGCGAGCUCGCCAGUGAGAGGGAACAGGCCCAGAAGAAUCUCGACGCGGAGAAGCAAAAGGUUGAGGAGCUUACCGCCAAGACCUCUGAACUCGAAAAGUCUCUGUCCGAGAAAGCUGCUGAGCUUGAGAAGGUCCAGUACGAACUUGCCACGCUCACCGAUUCCACCAAGGGUGAGACUGAAGGCCUUGCGGCGCAAAUCGCUGAGCUCAAGAGCACCCUGGAGACAAAGGAAAAGGAUCUCGCCAGCCAGAAGGACGAGUUGAUCAAGGCUGUAGAUGAACUGAACGCCAAGAUCGCAGAGCUGGAAGAGUCCCUCAAGACCAAGGAAGCAGAGCUCUCCGCCAAGGACGAGUCUCUCAAGCAAGCAGAGUCCGUGAAGGAGGAAGCUGAAGGACUGAAGGCGAAGAUCAGCGAGCUCGAAGCUAGCCUGAAAGCCAAAGAGGAGGAGAUCGCCAAGUCUGCUGAGGCGGCCAAGGGUGAUGCGGAAGGCCUGGCGGCCAAGAUCUCUGAGUUGGAGCAGUCUCUCAGUCAGAGCAAGGAAGAGCUGGAGAAGAAGUCUGCCGAGGUCGCUGAGAAGGAGGAAGCUCUCAAGGCUGCUGAAUCUGCCAAGGGCGCUGCCGACGCGUUGAACACCAAGAUCUCCGAGCUCCAGACCCAGGUUGACAGUCUCACUGCGCGCAACUCGGAACUUGAGUCGGAGAACAAGGAACAACUCGAGAAGGUCAACGAAGAGCUUGCCAGCACCAAGGAGCGUCUUACUGCUGCCGAAGAGGCGAAGGCUGCGGCCGAGCAAUCCCUCAACGAGAACACCUCCAGCCUCGAGGAGGCAAAGAAGAGCUCCGAUUCCCGCGUUGCUGAGCUUGAGGCUGAACUUGCGUCCUCCAAGGAAGAGGCCGGCAAGGUCGCCGAUCUCCAGGCUCAGCUGGAUGCCAACAAGUCCUCCUCUGACGAGACCGCGCAGAAGAUCGAGUCCCUCGAGAAGGAAUUGGCUGCCGCCAAGGCAGAUGCCGAGAAGGUCGCUGAUCUCCAGUCUCAGCUGGAGAAGGCUCAGGCUGCCUCUAAGGAGGCCGAGGAGAAACUCUCCGCUGUGGAGAAGGACCUGGUUACUGCCAAGGAGGAGGCUGGAAAGGUCGCGGAUCUGGAGGCUAGGGUUGCUUCCGCAGAGGCUUCAUUCACCGAGAGAACGGAGAAGAUUGCGGCGUUCCAGAAGGAACUUGAAGCCGUCAAGGAAGAAGCUGCCAAGGUCGCUGAGCUCCAAAGUCAGAUUGAGGCUGCCAAGGCUUCAUCGUCUGAGAGCGAGGAGAAGGUCGCUUCACUGGAAAAGGAGCUGGCUGCUGCAAAGGAGGAGGCAAACAAGGUUGCGGAACUGCAGAGCCAGCUUGACGCCGCCAAGUCUUCUUCAUCUGAAGGUGAGGAGAAGGUCGCUUCCCUGGAAAAGGAGUUGGUCGCUGCCAAGGAGGAGGCAAACAAGGUUGCUGAGCUUCAGAGUAAACUCGAUGCUGUUGAAGCUGAGGCUGCCAAGGCAAAGGAGGCUGGUGGCAAGGUUGAGGAGCUGCAGAAGAGCCUGGAGACUGCCGAAUCCGAGAAGGCCAACCUCACCAAGGAGCUGGAGUCUGCUAAGGAGGAAGCGGCCAAGGUAUCGGAACUUCAGACGAAGCUUGAUGCUGCGGAAGGUGACCUCACGAAAGCGAAGGAGGCUGGUGCCAAGGUCGAAGAACUGCAGAAGAGCUUGGAGACCGUUGAAUCCGAGAAGGCGGAUUUGGCUAAGCAGCUCGAGUCCGCCAAGGAAGCAGAGACCAAGGUCGCGGACCUCCAGACCCAGCUCCAGGCCGCGCAGGCUGAGGCCAAAGCUGCGGCGUCCAAGGUUGACGAGCUUGAAGCUGCCAGCGCCGCCAAGGCUGAGCUUGAGGGCGAGAUUUCCAAAUUGAAGGAGGAGCUAGAAACCGCGAAAAAUGGCGCUUCCGACAACGCAUCCAAGAUCGAAGAGCUGGAAGCUAAGCUCAAGACUGCUCAGACCGAGGCACAGGAAGCUUCUGCUAAAGUGGAGGGGCUCCAGGCGGCGGAAACGGCGAAGGCGGACCUGGAGAAGAAGGUCGAGGAGUUGAAUGAGAAGCUCUCAGCCGCAGAGUCUCAGGCCAAGGACGCUAGCGCCCAGGUUGACGAACUCAAGGCUGCGGUCGACAAGUCGAAGACGGAACAGGAGGAAACGGUCUCCAACCUCCAGGCCAAGCUCGACGCCGCUUCCAAGGCUGAGGAGGAACUUAAAGCCGCACAAGCCGCGAAGGAGGAGGCGCAGAAGGAGGUGGAUGCGCUAAAGGAGAAGGUUGCAGAGACGGAGGCGCAGCAGAAGACGCUGGAGGAGAAGAUUUCUGAGAUUACGAAGAGUAGCGUUGAGAAGGUCAUGGAGGCUAAGAAGAGGCAAGCCGCCGCCGAGAAGGAGCUUGAUGCGGCCAAGGAGGAGGCGAAGAAGUUGGAGGAGAAACUGAAGGAGGUGGAAGCCAAAGAGAAUGGAGCGGUGAAUGGGGAUGAGGCGAAGGAGGCGGCCUAG